Messenger RNA from Striga asiatica, 1454 nucleotides. The record is from the annotation of a GenBank genome assembly. NCBI's taxonomy places the organism in Eukaryota, Viridiplantae, Streptophyta, Magnoliopsida, Lamiales, Orobanchaceae.
AAAAAAAAAAAAAAAAAAGGGAAAUUGAAGUAAUGGCUGUUGCCUGCAAAAAUGCAAAUGUUUCUUCUCUUUACCAUCUCCCAUUCAAGAACUUCAGCUACUACUCUGAGGUUCAAAAUUUUUCAGUAGCCAGCCGAGUUGACCGGCGUUCGUUCUUGAGUAGAUCACUCGUUCGGACUGAGUUUCGCCGCCGUUCGCUUGAGCUACCCAUUUCUUGCCCCAAAGAGUUAUUCGAGCGCCUACUGAUUAAAGAAGACUUGAGCGAAGAGGAAGCAGAGGGAUCGCUCGAUUUCUUGCUAACCAAUGGCUCUGAAGCUUCAAUCAGCGCCUUUCUCGUUCUCCUCAGAGCCAAAGGUGAAACAUAUGAAGAGAUUGUGGCAAUGGCAAGGGCUAUGAUAAAAUGCUGCAAAAAAGUGGAUGGUUUAGAAAACGCGGUGGAUAUAGUAGGCACAGGUGGCGAUUGUUCAAACACGGUGAAUAUCUCUACCGGGGCCGCAAUUCUUGCGGCUGCCUGUGGUGCUAAAGUAGCUAAGCAAGGUAAUAGGUCUAGUUCUUCUGCGUGUGGUAGUGCGGAUGUUUUGGAAGCUUUAGGAGUGGCCAUUAGUGUCGAGCCUGAGGGAGUUAGAACUUGUGUGGAACAAGCGGGAAUCGGAUUUAUGAUGUCACCUAACUAUCAUCCGGCCAUGAAGACUUUUGCUCCCGUGAGGAAAAAGCUCGGAGUGAAGACCGUUUUUAACAUUCUUGGUCCCAUGUUAAAUCCUGCUUGUGUAUCUUUUUCGGUUGUUGGGGUUUAUAAUGAAGCAUUGGUUGGUAAGAUGGCUAAAGCAUUACAAAGAUACGGAAUGAAAAGAGCAUUAGUCGUAAAUUCUGAGGGGUUAGAUGAAAUGAGUCCACUCGGGCCUGGAGUGGUGCUUGAUAUUACACCCGAAAAGAUUGAGAAGUUUUCUUUCGACCCAUUGGAUUUUGGUAUUUCUCGGUGCACAUUAGCAGAUUUACGAGGGGGAGAUCCAAAAUACAAUGCGGAGUUGAUGAGGUUUGUGUUAUCUGGAGAGAAAGGAGCCAUUGCAGAUUCAUUUGUGUUAAAUGCAGCUGCAGCAUUGUUUGUGUGUGGGAGAGUCCACAGCUUGGGAGAAGGGAUAGCUUUGGCACGUGAAAUACAUUUGUCGGGAAAAGCUUUAGAUACUCUUAAUCGAUGGAUUAGCCUUUCGAAUAAGGUGGCAAGGCGGGACGAGCAGCAAAUCUUCUUGGGCAUGGCAUAAUGGGGAAAUGAAGAGAAGGCAAUGCAAUUUUAUUUUUUCGGUCCUCUAAAUUUAGGACUUGAUGGCUAAUGGCAAUGUUGCUUAGACUAUUGACACUUUCGUUUUCUGAAUUUUUAGCAAUCACAUCCGCACGGUUAUGUUAAUUCAACAGUGGAAAGUGAAAAUUAUCUAUACUGACUUAUUUCCGUUUAAUGA